UAACAACUAUUUGUUUUUGUCGAUGAAUUUAUAAUAGAAAUUACUUUAUAUAUGUUUUAUAUCUACUGAAAAGACAAAUUGUCUAAAGGUUAAAAUGUUUUUUUUAUCACAAAUUACCAGACAUUCUUAAUGUGGCAAAAAUUGUAUAAUAGUUUAAUUUUAUCAAUGGAGACUAGUAAAGUAACUAGUAAAACUAGCAGCUUAAAAGCUCUCUUGUUACGAGCAUGGAGAGAGCGCUGGACUGAUUUGCAGUGGGGUAUUAAUAUUAAAACAAUUCUUCCAAGGGGAGUAAGCGGUGAUGUAUAUAACUUAGCUGAUUGUAUAUUACAACAAGCAUUAGUGGGACCAGGACCUAAUCAAUUAGUCCUAUCAUAUCUAAAACAUUCCUUAAGCUCUCAGUUGGUGUCGUAUGCAGCAGUGUUGCAACGAAUAAGUAAAUAUGAUGCAUUUCACAAGCCUCAUUGCAUAUUGAGCUUACUAGAAUUUCUGGAAUCGAUACAAGUUGGUAUCACAUGUCGUGGUAAACCAGAAGAGGAUCUUUUAGCAGCGGCAGUUUUAUCUAUUGUCCAUUGGCUCUUACAAUGUUAUUUACACGCAUUAACCAAGACACCCCAGAAUAAUUCUCUUAUUCCCAAUUCAAAUGAGCUAGAUAAGCCUGCCAGUAUUUUGCAACAGAUGUUAAAUUCAGAUUUUAUGUGCGCAAUGAUGUAUCUAGCUAAAUAUGAUGACAAAGAUCUGUAUAUAGAUGUUGCAAAGAAAUGUCAGGAAAUUGAGAGGUUUUUGAAGACAAGCAAUCAAAAGUCUGCAGUGCCAAUAGAAGAUUCUCUGAAAAAAUUGUGCAAUUUGGAGAUUGAAAGUCUUUCUUUUGAGAAAAUUAGAAUGGAAUCCAUUACUCAUUGUUUGCAACCACUUUUUGCCGUUCAAGUGUUAUUGAAUCCUAGCACUGAAACAGCUGUGUUCGUCAAUCAACUGUUAAUGGUGCAAAGAUUAAAGAGUUAUACGAACGAGCGAUUAUAUUGCGAGAUAAUUCGCGCUUGUUUAAUGUGUUUGCAUAAUGUGACAGGAACAUUCAAGGAGUCGCAGUGGGGAGCUUUCACGUUUUUAAAAGUACCUCUUAUAUUGAAAGAGUUGCAUGCAGCUACUCUAAAUAGUGACGAGAAAUUCGAGUAUUCUCAGGAUAUUUUAGAUGCGUUUGAAUUGUUGCUUCAGUUUACGCCUUUGCUUGAUAUAAUGGACUCCACAUGCUCGUGCAAUUAUGUAGAAUGUUUGCUAAAUGAAUUGCAGAAGGUAAAUCUUGUGACGGAAAAGCAGGCGAAGCAAAUAAGCGCAAGAAGGGAAGGAGUGACAGCGGCGCUACAAAAAUUAGAACCGUCGAACACUCCUACAUCGUCUAUUCCGAAAGUUAUUAUACGAGCAAAACCAACAUUAGCCGGAAUUUUAAAGACGUUAAAUGCCGAUUACACGAAAAUUCAAGAGGCUUUACUGAGCAUGCUGUAUCACGUCUUGACGGGGAAUAGCUUUGAAUUGAUGCUAGCUGUUGCGACUGUAGAAGGGAAACUGAAGACUUUUGUCGCUAAACUCAUCAAGUUCAAUGAAAGCAGUAAACAGAUCAAUGAGCCUGUGCCUGAUAAAACAGCAGCUACAAGAGCAAUGUUAUUCGAUGUAUCAUUCCUUAUGUUGUGCUCCAUAGUGCAAACAUAUGGCUCAGAUGUUGUCUUAGAAGAAGGCGGAGAUUCAUUCUUCGAGCAAUGGGUAUAUGAAUGUAUGCCAGAACGAAACAAGCCAAAAUCGCCACAGAAAAUGCUGCAGAGUGUCGAUCCAGCAAGGGUAGAUGCUUUGCUAGCGCAAAUAAAUUCGCCAGAUCCUGAUUUUAAAUCUAGUAAUCUGAAAUGGCACGUUGCAUGUCAGUCAGCGAUGGGCGCGGUGAAGGAGUUACUCUGCGCGUGGGAAAGUGGCGUAUUGGGCGCAGGUGAUGUCAAAAGGGCUCUGGACGGUUUGCGUACAGCAGCAUGCUGUCUACCGGUCUGCGCGGCAGCAUGGCUUUGCGCCUACAUGAGCAUUACCCAUCAAGAUGCUCUAUUGAAACCCAUGAAUAUGGUUCAGCAUUUUCUGACGCCGUUACCGGGUGAUGAGAUGCAGGAUAAUCUCAAAGAGAGAUCUAGUUUAAUGUUUCAAAUUAUUCGGAAAAUGCAAUACGACGUACAUCCGCCUACACAAUCGAAAACAAAAGUGCUUUCUAUGUCCCAUAGUAUUAUUUCGCGGCAGCCAAUACUAGAACAAUUGGAAUCCGUUUGGCAAAAUAUAAAUCAACGUGGUUGGAUAAACAUACAAGCUACACAGUCAUUGGAAUCCUUAUUAAAUACUGGUGGUUCUUUAUGGUUUGUUACAAAUAUAGUAAAGGAAGUAUUAAAAUAUCGUUAUCAAGAAGAAUUGGAUCAAGCUGUAGAUCUGGCAUUUGCCAUUUUCCAUCUUGAUAUAGAAAAUUGCACCCUGGAUCUUAUAAAUCACAUAAUACCACAAUAUUUACACAAUUCAUUACAAAAUGACGAGCUUGUAGAACCACAAUCAUCCAUCUUGGCGAAAUUGUGUGUGUAUUGUAUAUUUUCCACUUUGGAAUACAUCAAUUCGAAUCCAUAUCGAGGUAACAAUCGUAAACGCGUGCGGCGUGAAUUGGAUGCGGACGAAUUGGACCCAUUAAGCAUGUCUAAUAAGCUUUUGCGACUGAAUGAAACGGGAGAGAGCAUUCCCAUGUACGGUUCGCAAAGUCCACAAGUGCAGAGUACUAGUAAUGGACAAAAAUCAGAGAUUAUUUUGAAGGAUCCGCUUAUGACUGCUUUGAACAACCUGUUCACUAUAUUUAGUUUUUUGGCUGGUAGAGAUGGUGAGAUAUCCCAACAGACUCACUUUAUCUUUCAGUUCCUGCGACUUACAGUACAAUGUGGGAAAGACAGGACUCGUAUUGUGUUGCAGGGAAUGCCUCAAACACUGGUACCCUGUCUUCUUAAAGCAUUACCUGAGUUGUUCACGACUGAUAUUUUACUAAGAUUAUAUGAUAUACAAACUAUAAUUGGACGCAAAGCGACAGCACGUGACUUAUGCAUGUUACGGAAUAUUAAUUUGAAACCUGCAAAAUAAAUACAUAGCUGUCUAUUGUAAAAUUGGGAUGCGUAUCUUUACAAUCACGAUUCUUCACAGUUGUUCUGUGGUGAACAAGAAUAUUAUAGAUGUUCAGAAAUA
Camponotus floridanus (Florida carpenter ant) is the source of this 3237-nucleotide messenger RNA. RefSeq names its product mediator of RNA polymerase II transcription subunit 24. Lineage: Eukaryota; Metazoa; Arthropoda; Insecta; Hymenoptera; Formicidae. Gene Ontology annotation, cellular component: mediator complex. The transcript is spliced from 12 exons. The record is from RefSeq and is a predicted model, not a curated record. Bases 130 to 3135 code for a protein of 1001 amino acids. Gene Ontology annotation, molecular function: transcription coregulator activity.